Molecule: messenger RNA, 6636 nt
Organism: Drosophila innubila
Lineage: Eukaryota; Metazoa; Arthropoda; Insecta; Diptera; Drosophilidae
Product: diacylglycerol kinase theta
Exons: 16
Biological process (GO): diacylglycerol metabolic process; intracellular signal transduction; lipid phosphorylation
Molecular function (GO): nucleic acid binding; ATP-dependent diacylglycerol kinase activity
Source: RefSeq, a predicted model, not a curated record
AUUUUUUGAAAAGCAAAGAAAUAAAAUUAUACAAAAAAAAAAAAAAAGUAACGGCACUGAGGCACGUCCUCAUUCCCGCUUCCGCCCUUCCAAAAAACCGGAAACUGUAGCUCCCAGGCAGUAGCAUCAAAAACAAAAUGGCGGAUGGUGGGCAUUCAUUUGUGAAGAAGACAUUUCAUAAGCCAACUUACUGUCACCACUGCUCGGAUCUACUCUGGGGCCUCAUACAACAGGGCUACAUAUGCGAAGUUUGCAACUUUAUCAUACACGAACGAUGUGUCACUAGCGUGGUAACGCCCUGUUCCGGCAUUGCGCCCUGCAUUAUAAAGAAUCCCGUCGCCCAUUGUUGGUCGGAGCCGACGCAUCACAAGAGAAAAUUUUGCACUGUUUGCCGUAAGCGAUUGGAUGAAACGCCAGCGGUGCAUUGUUUAGUUUGCGAAUAUUUCGCGCAUAUUGAGUGCCAAGAUUUUGCAGUGCCCGAUUGCACAGAAAAUGCUACUUAUGUGCCCGGCAAGGAGUUGCUUAAUGUGAAGCAUCAACAUCAUUGGCGAGAGGGUAAUCUUCCAUCAACGUCCAAAUGCGCUUACUGCAAGAAAACCUGUUGGUCUUCGGAAUGUCUCACAGGCUAUCGCUGCGAGUGGUGUGGCAUGACCACACACGCUGGAUGUCGCAUGUACCUGCCAACCGAAUGUAAUUUUGGUAUACUACAACCUAUCUACUUACCUCCGCAUUCAGUUUCGAUACCACGUACUGAGGUGCCAAUCGAGGCGAUUAUUGGCGUCCAAGUCAAAUCCAAGACGUCGCUAGUGCGCGAUUAUUCGUGUCGUAAAGAGACAAGUCAGCAGGAACAGGAACAGGAGCAGGAGGAUCAGGAGGAGGAUGGCGGAGUAACGGAGCAGGAUAGCGCUCUACAAUUGACUACAACCUCGAGCAAUGCACCUAUUCAAAAUCCAUCCAUACAAAAAUCACCCUCCACCAAUUCCUCAUUGCAUCUGCUCUACACGAAUCUCUGCCGUAAAUUGGCCGUCAAACCCGGUCGUCGUGUUCCGAGGCGUAGAAUAAACUCCGAUGACGAUGACUAUGAUGAUAAUGAUCAUCAUCAUGAUCAUGAUCAUGAUAAUGAUGACGAUGGUGUCUGUGAUAUAAGUGGCGGUGAUUUAAGCGAUGACUACGAUCACUGCGAUGUCAGCUUAAGAAAACGCUCAAGUCGUCGAUCCGCCCGAGAUGUCAGCGAAACUGAUUAUCACGGCGAUGUGGAGCUGGAGACGGGGGAGAAGGCCCGAGAGAGCUGCUACGAGACAUCCGAUACGGGCGGUGAACUAACGAAUACGGAUGAGCUCGAUUCGAGCAUGAAUCUGAUUAGCAAUCUUAGCUAUAAUAGUAGUAAUAGUAACACCUCAAAUACAUCCAAUCAGCAUAAAUCCAUAACUGCCAAAGCUGUGCCAACAUCAGCCUUAAAAUCACAUCCAAAGACUGCCAGCGCUCUUCAGGUCAAAUCGAAGCCAUUGUCCAAGCCAAAGAGCAUACUCAGUGCACCCAAAGGUGGCUCCCUGAGCUCACCCAAUUCCAGUGAUUGCUCCACGGCGGCGGUCGGACGGAGUAAAUCGUUCCAGGAGCCGGGCAUCUCACGUUACAAGAAAUACGGACGUGGUUUGUUCCAGCGAAGACGCUCGAAGCGUUCUCCCAAAAGCAACUACAGCCUGGACAGAUUAUCGCAGAAUAUUGAGAUAACCAUACAGGAUGAGGAUGGCAAUUAUCAGCCCUAUGAUGAUAAUUAUCAUAUGCUGACUGCAUCAGUUCCUCUCGAUGCCUACGAUGAUGUGGAGUAUGAGGAUUUGUAUUUGGAUGAUCGACCUCAUCAGCAUCAUGGACUCGGACUUGGACUCAGUGGCGAUGACAUUGCUGGCGAUAUUAGUGAAGGCAGUCGUUCCCCAGCCAGCAGUGAUAUCACCGAUAGUCAGGCACCUGGACAAGGUCAUGUCUUCGGUCGAUUGUUGCGUCGUGUACGCGGACUAGGACUCUCUGCCGGCUGGCGUAAGCCUCGUUAUCAAAAACGCCGAGCACGCAGUAUAUCGGAGGAAUUUAGCAGCGGAGAUGCGCCUCGCUUCAAGGAUGAGGAGUCGCUUGGCAAGGCCGAAUCCUCUCAUGGCAUGAGCGCCGCUGCCGGAGGCGCCGCUGGUAGCAGUGGAGGCGGCGGAGCUGGUGGCGGAGGAGGAGGAGGAGGCGCAGCUAGUGGUGCUGGCAGCGGUGGCGGUGGUUCUUCCACCUCGGCACACUAUCGCCCCGAAUCGUCUAGCCACAAAUCGGACAAACGAGAAGAGAAGGAUAGAGAGAAGAAGGAAAAGGAACGUGAAGAGAAGGACAUAGAGAUGAUCAAGGUCUUUGACGGCAACAACUCAUUCCGACGGCAGCAGUACCGUGCGAUCAUCGUACAACGGACCUAUACCCUGGAACAAUUACUGACCACCGCCUUGCGGGCAUUUCACAUCACACGUGAUCCGCAGGCGUUUUAUCUGACGGAUCUGUAUGCAGCUGCUGGAAUGGAGGAUGCACCAUUGCUGGAUCCGACGCCAGUGCUGAAUCUGACACAUUUGGAGGGCAAGCGACCGGCCAUGUAUCUCAGGUUUCACGACAGAGACAGAGGACAUGUUCGUGUCUAUCCUGGCAAAUUGCAAUGCUCACUGGAGGAUCCGUAUGUCAAUGUGCCAGUCGAUAAUACAACAGUGAUCAAGGAUUUGAUACGCGAUGCACUCGAUAAGUUUGGUCUACAAGAUAACCAGAUACAGGAUUAUAGAUGCUCGGAAGUGCUGCUCGAUCGCGGCGUUACCGAACGCAUUCUUUCAUGGAACGAAAGGCCUUGGGAUAUUAUGAAGCAAUUGGGCAAAGACUCCAUACGUCAAAUGGAAUUAAUGCGCUUCUACAUGCAGCACAAACAGGAUCCCCAUGGACCAAACAUUGCUCUCUUUGUGGGCAAUCUACCCACUGGACUCUCGCAACGCAACUACGAGCAGAUCCUCAACAAAUAUGUGACCGAUGAGAAUAAAUUCAUCAGCAUUGGACCCAUCUAUUAUGAAUAUGGCUCAGUGGUGCUGACCUUCGAGGAUGCUCAAAAGGCGGUUCGCGCUUUCUACAAUCUACGCGAAACGAUAAUUGAGGACAAGAAGCUGUUGGUGCUGUUGUUGCCAAAUAUUGAACCCAGCAUGGUUCCCUCGGAUGUGAGGCCACUGCUUGUCUUUGUGAAUGUCAAGUCUGGCGGUUGUCAGGGCUUGGAAUUAAUAUCGAGCUUUAGGAAACUACUUAAUCCAUACCAGGUCUUUGACUUGGACAAUGGCGGACCGUUGCCAGGGUAAAUCGAAAUCUGAAAAUAAUAUCUAAACUUUCUUUCUUUAAAAUGAUAAUUGUUCUGUUUGCCACUUUUUAGACUGUAUGUAUUCCGUCAAAUCACCAACUAUAAGAUCUUAGUGUGCGGAGGAGAUGGCACCAUAGGCUGGGUGCUACAAUGCCUGGAUAAUGUUGGUCAGGAUUCGGAAUGUUCUAGCCCACCGUGCGCCAUUGUGCCGUUAGGAACAGGCAAUGAUCUGGCACGCGUUUUAUGUUGGGGCUCCGGUUACACCGGUGGCGAGGAUCCCCUAAAUAUGCUGCGUGAUGUUAUUGAGGCCGAGGAGAUACGUUUGGAUCGUUGGACGGUUGUCUUCCAUCCGGAAGAUAAGCCCGAAGAGCCAGCGAUGAAGGCGCCCUCACAAACAACCGGUAAGAAGAAGAAGGCUCACCAAGCACAUCUAUCGCAACAAACAAAUCAGCAUCAUCAAUUACCGGCUCUGACAUCGAGUGAUAUAUCAGGUGGCGCCCAAAAUGAGGACAACUCACAGAUAUUUGUGAUGAACAACUAUUUUGGCAUUGGCAUUGAUGCCGAUCUCUGUCUGGACUUUCACAAUGCACGCGAGGAGAAUCCCAAUCAAUUCAAUUCCCGUCUCCGCAAUAAGGGAUACUAUGUGAAGAUGGGAUUACGCAAGAUUGUGGGACGCAAAACGGUCAAGGAUUUGCAAAAGGAGCUGAAACUGGAAGUCGAUGGCAAAGUGGUCGAUUUACCACCAGUCGAUGGCAUCAUUAUAUUGAAUAUAUUGAGCUGGGGAAGCGGUGCUAAUCCCUGGGGUCCUGAUAAGGACGAUCAAUUCAGUACGCCAAAUCAUUACGAUGGCAUGUUGGAGGUUGUGGGCGUAACAGGUGUUGUUCAUUUGGGUCAAAUACAGUCAGGCAUUCGGACGGCAAUGCGAAUUGCACAGGGUGGUCACAUUAAAAUCCACUUGAACACCGAUAUGCCCGUACAGGUGGACGGCGAGCCAUGGAUCCAAAGUCCUGGCGAUGUUGUAGUCCUCAAGUCAGCGCUAAAGGCCACCAUGUUAAAAAAGAACAAACUCAAAAUGAAACGCCGCAACACGGAACCGACUAUGAUCGUCGCUGGUACGGCAACGCCGCAGCUCUCCCUGGCGUUGCCACCUAGUGUGGGGGAGGUGGGUGAUGCCGCCGAGGCGGCGGAUGCCGGACCGAAUAAUACGGAUUUCUGAAUAUGGUAUAGCGAGCGUUUGAUUUAACGUGCUAAUUACAGCGUAAUCACAACAACAACUACAGCAACAAUAAUAAUAAAAUUAAAAUAACAAAAAAUUCAGCUACCAAUCAUAGUCAUGCUCAUGGUGAAAUUAUAAACAAGCUGACAUAUUCACCACAGAACUAUUUCUCUAAUUGUGGUGACCUAUUUCACCUUGCUAAAAAUUUCACCAUCAUUUCAUAGCCAAAAUUGAACUCCAAAAUCAAAAUGCUUGAAUCAAAAAAAAAGAUCAAUUAACUCUUUUUAUUCAUAUACUAAUGUAUACUAACAUGUAUUUAACAAAUAUUCGUAUGUAUGUGUAUAUAUAAAGAUGGUGUCCAUAUGUCAUUAUCAUGUCAUGUCUGAAAUAAGUACGUUAAAUUCAAACCGCUCGAAUCUCUAAGUCUUACUCUGACAACAAGAACAACAACUACUACAACAACUACUACUAUUAUUACUACAUACUACUAUUAAUGCAGCUGUGCGCAACGUAUAAACAAGUAUUAUAUCGGUAGUGAUAUCGAUAUCCAACAGUUUUCUUCCACACUCUACAAUAGUCUGGCAAAUGUUGUAACAGAAAAAAUUCAAGUUCAAUUAUGUUCCUUAUCAUUUUGUUCCUAUGUAUAUGUAUGUAAAAAACAGAGAAGAGAAACAGAAAAAAACCGAAACAGAAACAGCUUAGUGAUACCGUUACAAAGAGAGUUAUAAAGCAACAGCAAAAAAAAAACAACAUAAAAAAUAGUACAAAAUUGAAUUGUUAAUAAUUGUUUAAACAAAUACCAAACGCGACAAAAUUAAGCAAAAAAAAAAGGAAAUACAAAAUUUGACAACUGCUGCAGCUUGGUAUUCCGUAAACAAGGUGACUUAUUGAUUUCACCUCGUGGUGAGUGAAUGCGCCAGCUUGUAAUAACCUUACCAUAAUACUCACCCUACAAGUGGUUCUUGGUAGCAGCAAGACUCAAACCAAAUACACUGAUAAGUAACAAAACAAAAUAUGAAGAAAAUGUAAAAGAAACUUAACUGAAACAUCAAAAGUACAGCAGAUGCGAGAAAAUUUGUACGAAGCAUUCUUAAACAAAAAUUGCUGCAAAUUGCAUAGAUUGUUAAAAAAAAUAACUAAACUAAUUGGGACGCAACAAUUCGUACUCGAAAAAUAUGAAAAAAAAAAAACUUGACUAAAUUCAUAAACAAACAAUUGAUAUUGGCACUAAAAUUUGAGAGCAGUACGUUUAACGUAUGAUUAAAACAAAACAAAAGUUGAGAAUUGCAUGAGAACAUGAGAUUAAGAAUGAGAUUUAUUUAAUUUGGAUGGUGCAAUUGGUAUAAAUUUUCCCCGCUCUUGUGCAGAAAUUAUAAAAAAAAAAUGUAAACGAAUGCAUUUCUAAAAAAAACGAAAGAAAACAAUGUGCCUAAACACACUGAUACUGACUGGUACUGUCUGUCAGUCAGUCAGUCAAUCAGUCAGUCGGUCAGUCAGUUUUGGGCGUGUAAGUAUUUCAUGUGCAUUUGUCUUAAAGAACAUAUUUUUGGGGCUUGAAUCCGCUUAAAAAAAAAAUAAUAAUAAAGAAAUGAAAAAGAAAACAAAUAUACAAAUUACAAACAAGAAAAGAAUAAAAAAAAGAACCCGAAAGAAAAACUACAAUUUCAACUUCAAAACGCUUAUAAAGAAAACAAUUUUUGAAAAUUUUAUAACUAAUUUUACAUUAUGUCUUUUGUUAGACACAAGACAAACACACAAAAGAAAGAAAAGAAUACACAGAAAGAAACUGGUUAGGUUUCCAAUAUUUAUGCGGGGAUGGGACGAAUGGGCAUGGUCUGCAAAUACGGAUAUUCGCAUGCCCAAGCGUUCCAUCCCUGGUACACUACACAGCGUGGAAGCGUUUGUGAUUGCGAAUAUUCGGUUCCAUUGGAACAUAUGGAAUUGGAACGCAGAACAAUUGCAAAUGCUUCGACCAAUAAACACACACACACAGACAGACCGUUUUUAUACCAAUUCCAAUUCGCAUAACUGUUAUGUAAACACGGAAAUCGCAUAACAGUGACUACCAAAA